Trichogramma pretiosum is the source of this 1518-nucleotide messenger RNA. RefSeq lists its product as uncharacterized. The transcript has a single exon. NCBI's taxonomy places the organism in Eukaryota, Metazoa, Arthropoda, Insecta, Hymenoptera, Trichogrammatidae. The coding region runs from base 1 to 1518 and encodes 505 amino acids. The record is from RefSeq and is a predicted model, not a curated record.
AUGGCGUUACUGAACAUAGAGAUUAGAGAUGCCUUCUUUCAUCGCAAUUUUUUAUGGAGAAAAAUGGGAUAUCUCAUACGAGACAUAAAGUCUACCAACAUUCCCGAUGAGACCAGAGUCGAUUUCUUUUAUCGAUCUAAUCUCGUUGCUCGCAAAAUCUCGUCUUCUCUAGAACGUCAAUAUAAGAAAAAAUUCAACCAUCUUACUCGUGUGCAAUGUGUCCCGACUGCCAGACACGGAAACAUUUCGUACAAGAAAGAUUUUGUCAAUCUGACUAGUGUGAGAGUACCAGAAGAUGUGAUCGAGUUGGUAUCUCUCGGCCCGAAGUUUUCUGUUACCAACAGCAAAAUGUCGGAAUCGGACAUAGUCAGUGUUGUAAAGAAUGUAGAAUUUGGCUUGAGUAGGGUUGAUUUGGAUUCCAACAUCAAGGAAACAAUAAGGGAAAAAAUUGCAUCUUCUAUCAAAUACCAUCGCAAUAAAUAUGAGCGCAUUGACGAGACAGUAAUUGCGACUCAAGAAAAAGUAAAAUCUGCUAGACUAUUUCUAAAAAAUCAUCCUGACAUUUUCUUUACAAACUCUGAUAAAGGAAAUGUAACCGUUUGCUUGCAAAAGUCGGAGUACAUCAGAAUCAUGAAAGAAAUGCUUAGUGAUCCAAAAACAUACCGCAGAGUAUCACGGAAUCCCUUGGAAGAAUUGCAGGCUAACGUUUACGGUUUUCUACGACACUUGAACGACAAUGAAUUUUUGGAAUAUAAAUAUAAAAACAGAGCUCUCACUCAGACAAACACCACACUGGCUAAGUGUUACGGCUUGCCUAAAAUACACAAACCAUCUUUGGCUUUUAGACCGAUUAUCUCUACAAUUAAUAGCCCUACUAGUUUUUUAGCUUCUGUCUUGUACAAAAACUUAAAAUCGUGUUUCAGCAAUCCUCCGUCUCACAUCAAUAAUAGCUUUGAGUUAAUUGAAAAAAUCAAGAAUAUUGAAGUACCACCUAAUUACAUUUUUAUUUCUAUGGAUGUUGUAUCUUUGUUCACCAAUGUUAUGUUGGAGGACGUUUUAUCAAGCUUAGACCGCAGAUACAAUGAGAUUUGUAAAAAUUCAAAGAUACCCUUUGCGGAGGUCAUAGAGUGUACGAAGUUCUUGUUUAACAAUGUGUAUUUUUCGUUUAAUGGAAAGUAUUACAAGCAGAUCGCCGGCUCUCCGAUGGGAUCUAACAUCAGUCCUUUCUACGCUGAUUUGGUUCUUGCUGAUUUGGAGUCGGAGUGCUGGAGAAGACUGAAAGAUGAAUUUGGCAUCGUUCCGUUGUUUUCGUACAGAUAUGUCGACGAUGGUUUCGCAUGUGUACACAUCAAUCAUGUUGAUACCAUUUUGAAGAUCUUUAAUAAACAAAAUACACAUAUCAAGUUCACACAUGAAGUUGAAACCGAUAAUCAUCUGAACUUCUUAGACGUGCAAUUCAUUAGGAUUGGAUCACGUAUUGUCACCAACUGGUACAGAAAAGAUAUAGCGUCACAAUGA